Verruconis gallopava is the source of this 3425-nucleotide messenger RNA. RefSeq lists its product as uncharacterized. Bases 259 to 3348 code for a protein of 1029 amino acids. The transcript is spliced from 3 exons. Gene Ontology annotation, cellular component: fungal-type cell wall. Lineage: Eukaryota; Fungi; Ascomycota; Dothideomycetes; Venturiales; Sympoventuriaceae. The record is from RefSeq and is a predicted model, not a curated record. Gene Ontology annotation, molecular function: carbohydrate binding; alpha,alpha-trehalase activity. Gene Ontology annotation, biological process: trehalose catabolic process.
AUUUUUUUUUCUCAGCGGGAUGUAACUGCGGAGGAUGAGGCUGGGGGCGCCGUAUUAAAGGUCGCCGAAGUGGCAGCUUUGUUGCUGUUUACUUUCCCUUGAAUUUUCACGGUUCGACAUUCUCCAUUUUGGGUGUGGGCAAAGCAACCCCGUUUAUUAAGGACCGCAAUUGAACCUUGGAUCCAGAAAAGCAGACGGAGUCUUUCAUUGACCACUUCAUUUUGGAGUUGCGAGCUAUGCGGUUGUAGAAUAAGCAAGAUGCUCUUCGCUGUUACCCUGUUUGCCGCGCUGUGCAGCGCUCAAAUCUAUGACACGACAUUCGACAAUGUCACUUGGGACGACGCGGGCUGGAAAUUAUCAACGUCAGUCUUAGACCAAGGACACUACCAAUCGCGUAUUUCGCUUGCGAACGGUUAUCUGGGCAUCAACGUCGCAGCCGCAGGCCCCUUCUUCGAGGUCGAUACUCCAGUCGACGGAGAUAUCAUAAACGGGUGGCCGCUCUUCGAUCGUCGACAAACCUUCGCUACGGUUGCCGGUUUCUACGCUACGGAGGCUGAUACGAACGGGACGAACUUUCCUUGGUUGCUUCAAUAUGGAGGCGAGUCCGUCAUCGCAGGUAUUCCGCAUUGGAGCGGCCUGUUGGUAGAGAGCGGUGGCUACGUGCUAAAUGCAUCCGUGCCGAGCGAUCAAAUCACCAACUUCAACUCGACUUUGGAUUUGAAACAAGGCUUAAAGAGCUGGAACUACACUUGGACGCCUCCCGGUGGACCGUCUUUGAAUAUUUCCUAUCAAAUGCUAGUGCACAAGCUCUAUAUCAAUCAGGCUGCGGUCCAACUUUCAAUCACUGCGGAGGAGAGUACAAACGUGACUGUUAUAGAUGUCUUCAACGGCGACUGUGCGGUUAGAAGUGACUUUAAGAAUUCAGGUUACGAGCAAAAGGCAGCUCAAAUCUGGAGCGCAGUGAGCCCCCACUGGGUUGGCAACGUCACCGCAUAUAUAUACUCGACCCUUACCGGCGACAAGUCGGUGGAUAUGAGCUCGAGAGUAAGGUACAAAGACUCGGCCUACAUCGGCGGCAAUUCUUCUAGCAUUGCCCAGUCUGUUCAGGUCUCACUCCGCGGUGAAACGACGAGCGUCAUAACGAAAUUCAUUGGUGCCGCCUCUACAGACGCUUUUGCUGAUCCUCAGGGCACUGCCUUAAACGCAUCACAAACAGCUGCAGCAAUGGGCUUCAGCAAACUUUUGGAGGCCAAUGCGGCAGAGUGGGCAGAGCUUAUGUCAAGCGAUUCUGUAGACAGCUAUGUUGAUCCGCAGAGUGGCAUGCUUCCGGAUGACGUCAACUUGGUCACUCUUCAGAUCAUAGCUGUAACAAACCCGUGGUACCUGAUGCAAAACACAAUUAGCGCGAAUGCAAUCAAGGCAGCCAGUAACAACACUAAGCUGGACAUCUGGAGUAUAUCCGUCGGUGGGCUGGGCUCAAGUUCGUACGCUGGUUGGAUCUUCUGGGAUGCUGAAGUAUGGAUGGCACCUGGUCUUGUCGUGCAGAAUCCGCAAGCAGCUAAGCAAAUUGCAAACUAUCGCCUCCAGCUGUUCCCACGGGCGCAAGCGAAUGUCAACGAAUCAUACCAAGGUUCGACAAAUAAAACCACAUUUACGCCUGGUGGAGCAGUGUUUCCUUGGGUCAGCGGACGAUAUGGUAAUUGCACAGCUGCUGGGCCUUGCUUUGAUUACGAGUAUCAUCUCAACGGUGAUAUUGGCCUUGAGCUGUACAAUUGGUAUGUCGCCACUGGAGAUUCGGAAACAUUCAAAAACGACUUUUUCCCCAUAUACGACGCAGUUGCGCACUUUUACUCGCAGUUGCUCUUCUAUAACUCGAGCAGCGAUAAGUAUGAACUGCUGAAUGCGACAGAUCCUGACGAGUACGCAAACCAUGUCGACAAUGCCGCAUACACACAGGCCCUGAUUCAAACACAUCUGACCACUGCAAAUGAGCUUCGUGCUCGUUUUAGCAUGGAACCGAAUGCAACAUGGGCAGACCAAAUCUCAAAGAUAGAUGUUCCUGUGGACAAGCAGGCAGAUAUCAUUCUGGAGUACCAGGAGAUGAACGGCACGAUUAGUGUCAAACAGGCCGACGUUGUCCUGGUCGAUGACUUCUUGGAUUAUCCCAACCCGUAUUCUCUGUCAGACCUUGACUACUACGCUGGAAAGCAGUCUCUUAAUGGCCCAGGGAUGACCUAUGGCGUAUACAGCAUUGUUGCAAACGAAAUUUCACCGUCUGGCUGUUCCUCUUAUACUUACGACUUGUACGGGUCGCUGCCUUACAUCCGAGCGCCUUGGUUUCAAUACUCGGAACAGCUUGUGGACAACUACCAAGCCAAUGGCGGAACCCACCCAGCAUUUCCAUUUUUGACUGGCAUGGGUGGUGCUCAUCGAGUCGCCAUUUUUGGCUACCUCGGUCUUCGUUUGUUUGUUGACUCACUGAAUUUGGAUCCGAGCCUUCCUCCGCAGAUCACAAAUCUCAAGUAUAGGAUGUUUUACUGGCAGGGACAUCCUAUCUCGGCAUAUUCUAAUGCAACACAUACUAGCAUCUCGCGUGUUGGGCAACCGCUGGCCAAUGCAAAUUCAACUUACACCAAUGGCGAUAUUCCAGUUACGAUCGGGCUUGCGAUGAACGAAACGUUUCAGCUCCCUCCGAAUGGCACUCUUGUAUUAAGCAACAGAAUGAUUGGUCAGAACAAAACAAUUGCAGGCAACAUUGCUCAAUGUCGUCCAGCAAGCUCCAAUCAAGGUUACCUCCCUGGUCAGCUCCCACUUUCAGCCGUCGAUGGUGCGAUAUCAACAAAAUGGGAGCCGCUUGAGGCAAACACUACGUCUGAACUCGUUGUCGAGCUGGAAGAACCUUACGUGCCUAUAUCUGGCUUCCAUUUCGACUGGGCUCAAACUCCCCCGACGUCGUACUACAUCGCUUUCUCGAACGAGUCAUUCACGAGCUCCGAUGCGAAGUAUGUCAAUGUCACAAGCAGCGACAACAUUACGGUCUCAAGUCCUUUCAACAUAGCUGAUGUUGCUGCUAUCGUUCCAUACACUAGCAACACCACAGAUAUAACGCUAGACAGCCCUGUUUGGAGCGGGCGAUAUGCUCGAUUACUCAUCUACGGUGCGCAAACCGACGACUUCCUCAAUUUCGGAAACGGGACGGGAGCAACGGUCGCCGAAUGGGCGAUUAUACAAGCAGAUGGAGGACACGCGACGGUGAAGACAAAGCGAGAGCCAAGACAGCCGUAUUUGAAUGUACGAGAGCAACCGUGGCCGUACGUUGCUGGCUUUGGUGGACCUGGCAGGAUAUGAGUCAAUUGAGUGUAUGAAAUAACGAGCUCGAAUAUCGUUUAAACAAAAAUAAAAGUGUAUUGUUCAUCAUGUUUCCA